GAGCCGGGGCGGCUGGGGUUGCUGCUGCUCCUCCUGCCGAGCAUACAAACACAGACACACAAGCACAAACAGAGGCCUCUCCGUGUCGCUUCUGUCGUGGGCGCCGCCAUGUCCUCCCCUCAGGACUCGCUUCCCCAGCACAACAACAACAACAACCCGCCACCUGACGGGACGCCCGCCGAGGCAGGCCUCAAUAGCUCCUGGGUAGAGUUGCAGAUGAAUGGCAAUGGCAACGAUAAUGGAAAUGCGAAAAAUGGUGGUCUGGAACACGUUCCUUCUUCAUCUUCCAUCCACAAUGGAGACAUGGAGAAGAUACUUCUAGAUGCUCAGCAUGAGUCUGGACAGAGCAGUUCAAGAGGUAGUUCUCACUGUGACAGCCCUUCUCCUCAAGAAGAUGGACAGAUAAUGUUUGACGUGGAGAUGCACACUAGUAAAGACAAUAGUUCUCAGUCUGAAGAGGAAACAUUAGAAGGGGAGAAGGAAGUGGACAUUUUGAAGAAAAGUGUUGAUUGGGUAUCGGACUGGUCAAGUAGACCUGAAAAUAUUCCUCCCAAGGAAUUUCACUUCAGACAUCCUAAACGAGCUGUUUCUUUAAGCAUGAGGAAGAGUGGAGCCAUGAAGAAAGGUGGCAUUUUCUCAGCUGAGUUUCUUAAGGUUUUCAUUCCAUCUCUGUUCAUAUCUCAUGUUUUGGCUUUGGGAUUAGGUAUCUACAUUGGAAAACGACUGACCACACCUUCAGCUAGCACUUAUUGAAAGAAGUGGUGCACAAACCCUGGAAAUCCUUGUAAUCUGUGAAGGUGUUAUUGUCACAUUUGUACAUCUUGAACUUGAGACAACUUUAAGCAUGACCCCUUCCCAGCCUCCACCUUGUUUUUACAUAUCCAGGUUCCAGUAACUCUUGAAAUUCAGUAUUGUAUUGGAACUCUGUGGAGACGUCUCAAUAGUCUCUUCCCUGUCCCUAGCCUUUCUCCACAUCCUGCAAGACACAUCAGAGUUGCCUAACAGAGUUUACAAUUGCCUAUACGUUGCAAGGGCUUCUUUCAGUGCAAAAUGCCACCAGCAAAUUAUAAUUUUAUCAGUGAUGGUGUUCCCUCCUCUGUACUACAGCAAGAAAUAAUCUGCACAGUGCAUGCAUGAUUAAAUUGUUGGGUAUAAGAACCUCCAGUCUGUAAAAGACUCAUAAUUAACUGAAGUUGGUUGUAAAAACAAACAAAAUCAUUGGCAGUUUUGUUCUAAAGUGUAGCUUAUUUUACAAUUCUCUUGACUAAUGUUUUUAGCUUUUGGGAGGCAAAAGCUCACAAAAAUCAAAGCAGGAUAAAAAUUGAUUAAUCAGCAACUUUUAAUACUGAAUAAUACUUGUCUUUUCUAUGAAGUAGUGAAUUAAUUUCUGGUAGGAAAAAACCUGUUCAGCACCUAGAAAUUGUUUUUAGAAAGAACUGCAUUAUUUGCAUGUGAAGAAGCUUUUAGUAUUCCUUAGCAUUUUACUUAACAAAAGGUUUCCUUUUAAAAGUAGUUUAACUUGAAGUAUUUUUGAAGUAUUUAGACUCCAUGUAAAAGGAGAUUUUACUUGUUUUGGGACCACUUGCAAAUUUACAAAUAGAUGAUUGUUUCAGUAGCUACUCGAGGCAUACUUCCUGGAAAUAGUCUUGCAGUUGUGUAAAAGACAUUUUAUGAAGCUCUGAGCUGUCUUCUGUGGUUGAGUUUCAUUACUCCCAUUUUCCAUGGUUGAAUGUCCCUUGGCAAUACCUGAAAUCCUAAGGUCCUUAGUGAUAUCUUGUAUAGCUAGAUGGGAAUCUUGCUCAUGGGAACACUCAGCCUUUUCCUCCUUCAGAUACACUUCCCCCCCC
This is a messenger RNA of Zootoca vivipara (common lizard), 1847 nucleotides long. RefSeq names its product BCL2 interacting protein 3 like (gene BNIP3L). The record is from RefSeq and is a predicted model, not a curated record. Gene Ontology annotation, biological process: mitochondrial outer membrane permeabilization; positive regulation of apoptotic process; defense response to virus. Lineage: Eukaryota; Metazoa; Chordata; Lepidosauria; Squamata; Lacertidae. Gene Ontology annotation, cellular component: nucleus; endoplasmic reticulum; mitochondrial envelope.